CCAGCACCAAGAGCAUGAUUGUACUGCUAAGCCAUCGCCUUCAACGCGUCGUAGCCUCUGGUCUCCAAGUAAGCUUCAUUCUGUGAAACAUCUGUUCUGUAAUUUUACUCAUCCGGCGAAGCCACGACGUACGUCAUGGCAAAAUUAGCUCCUGAACAAGAAGGAGAGAGUGAUAGGAUUAGCAGCUUGCCAGACCCUCUGCUUCACCACAUCCUCUCUUUUCUUCCCAUAAAAGAAGCCAUAGCCACGAGCUUGAUCUUGUCCAAGAGGUGGACUCCGCUAGGGCUAGCAAUGCCCGCUCUUGAUAUUCAUGACACUGACUUUGCUACUUGCAAGUCUUUCAUUCAGUUUGUAGAUGCAGUCUUGUUCUUGUCGGAUUCGAAACCCAUAAACAUGUUUCGUCUCAAGUUUCAGAGAUUCCAAGUGCCUCCUGUCAGGAUUAAUCUGUGGAUUAACUCACUGAUAAAUCAUAAAGUUGAGCAUCUCGAGCUAGAUUUUUAUGGUCACAUUCAUGUACCUUCUCGCAUUUUCCACAGCAGUACCAUUAAGGUUUUGAAGUUGGUUAAGGUUAAGCUGAAUGCUCGAUCUGUUAAUUUGCCUUCACUCAAAGUAUUGUAUCUGGUGAGAGUUCAGUUUUCAAAUGCUGAAACUGUGGCUAAUAUCCUUAAUGGAUGUGCUCUUCUUGAAGUCCUGGUAUUAAAAUCAUGGUCUGCUCCUUCUGAAGAUUUCAACCGCCCCAGGAUUGGAAGGCUUGAACAUUUGGUGGUGGCACAAGUUCAACCAUCUUGGAUUCCGUUGGCAGCUUUUAGUGAUGUCAGCCUUCUUCGGAUUGAGAAAGGGUAUACACUAUCUACGUCCUUUUUUCCAACAUUUUAUAAUUUAACUCGCCUGGACUUCCCAUGUUUGACGGAUGAUGUGACCAACCUUGUGAGAUGCCUUCAAAAUUGCCCAAAACUUGAAAUUCUUACUAUUCUCAAGUUGGAUCCUAUUUUGGAGGGAAGUUCGGUGGAGUCAAUGCUUGAUGUUCCUCAAUGUCUUGCAACGCAUCUUAAGGAAUUUCGUCUGAGUGAAUAUAGAGGGUUGGAAUGUGAGUUUAAACUUGCAAUAUUUAUUCUGAAGAAUGCAAGUGCUUUAACAAACAUCUUCAUUUGCAGUUCUACAAUGGAAAAUGCAGAUUCGAAACUCCAAAUGCUCAUAAGAUUAUCAUCAUGUCCUAGAGCUUCUGUGAAUUGCAAGCUGAUGUUUAGUUAAAUUUCUG
Messenger RNA from Prosopis cineraria, 1258 nucleotides. Its product is annotated as putative FBD-associated F-box protein At5g56440. The transcript is spliced from 3 exons. Gene Ontology annotation, molecular function: protein binding. Bases 136 to 1251 code for a protein of 371 amino acids. The record is from RefSeq and is a predicted model, not a curated record. Lineage: Eukaryota; Viridiplantae; Streptophyta; Magnoliopsida; Fabales; Fabaceae.